AUGAUGGGUUUAAAAAUCGAUUGGCGUCGUUUUUUUGUAACAAGAGAUCGUAAUUCAUAUUAUGAUUCAUUUAUUCAAUGGCAAUUUCAUCAUUUAAAACAAGGAGGAAAAAUUCGAUUUGGAAAAAGAUAUACAAUAUAUUCACCAAAAGAUAAUCAACCAUGUAUGGAUCAUGAUCGAAGUAGUGGUGAAGGUGUUCUUCCACAAGAAUAUACAUUAAUUAAAUUACGUAUUCAAGAUGAUUUUAUUCCUGAUAAACUUAAGAAUCAUUCUACAUUAGAUGGUGUUUAUCUUGUUGCAGCUACUCUUCGUCCAGAAACAAUGUAUGAUCCAACAAAUUGUUGGCUUCAUCCAACUCGUGAUCAUGGAAUUUUUAUUUGUACUCGACGUGCUGUACGUAAUCUUUCUCAUCAAGAUUUUACAAAUGAACAUAGAAAAUUCAGAGUACUUGCAGAAUUUCUUGGUUCAGAAUUAUUUGAUUUACCAUUAGAUGCUCUUUUAUCUUCUUAUAAAACAAUUUAUGUUCUUCCUAUGUUAACAAUUAAAGAAGAUAAAGGAACAGGUGUUGUUACAAGUGUACCAAGUGAUAGUGCUGAUGAUUAUGCAGCAUUAUUUGAUCUUUAA
Molecule: messenger RNA, 624 nt
Organism: Rotaria sordida
Lineage: Eukaryota; Metazoa; Rotifera; Eurotatoria; Philodinida; Philodinidae
Source: the annotation of a GenBank genome assembly